CAGCAUUCUUCCUAUUUAAAGCUGCAUCGCUUGAAAAAAGUUUUCGCAGACUGUGCUGGAGCUGGUGCUGAAAAUCGGGGUUUGCAGAGGCUGCCCUGAGGCUGGUGCUGAAAGGAGAAGAACACACAGCUGACUUCAUGGUGCUACAAUAACCUUAGAAUCUACUUUUCACUCCCAAGAGGACCCACAUGUCUAAUAUUUAGACAUGAUGGCAAGCUGGGUGGAAGCAAGACCUCUUCUCAUUCUUACUGUUUUAUUAGGGCAAUUUGUCUCAAUAAAAGCCCAGGAAGAAGGCGAGGAUGAAAUUGACUAUGAGGAAGAAAUAACCUGCAGUCAGCAUGGCCAGAUAUACUUAAACAGGGACAUUUGGAAACCUUCUCCUUGCCAGAUCUGCGUCUGUGACAAUGGAGCCAUUCUGUGUGACACCAUACAGUGCGCGGAAGUGCUCACUUGUGCCAAUCCGGUAACUCCCACCGGGGAGUGCUGUCCUGUCUGCCCACAUACACCCGGGGGUGGCAAUACCAAUUUUGGUAGAGGAAGAAAGGGGCAAAAAGGAGAACCAGGUUUAGUGCCUGUUGUAACAGGCAUUCGUGGCCGUCCAGGACCAGCAGGACCACCAGGAUCACAAGGACCAAGAGGAGAGCGAGGCCCAAAAGGAAGACCUGGUCCUCGUGGUCCUCAGGGAAUUGAUGGAGAACCAGGUGUUCCUGGGCAGCCUGGUGCUCCGGGGCCCCCUGGACAUCCAUCUCACCCGGGACCAGAUGGCAUGAGCAGGCCAUUUUCAGCUCAGAUGGCUGGGAUAGAUGAAAAAUCUGGACUUGGAAGUCAAGUAGGAUUGAUGCCUGGCUCUGUGGGUCCUGUUGGCCCAAGAGGACCUCAAGGUUUACAAGGGCAACAAGGUGGUGUAGGACCAACAGGACCUCCUGGUGAACCUGGUGAUCCUGGACCAAUGGGUCCCAUUGGUGCACGUGGGCCAGAGGGCCCUCCUGGGAAACCUGGUGAAGAUGGUGAACCUGGUAGAAAUGGAAACGUUGGUGAAGUAGGAUUUGCAGGAUCUCCGGGGGCUCGAGGCUUUCCUGGGGCUCCUGGUCUACCUGGCCUGAAGGGUCACCGAGGACAUAAAGGUCUUGAAGGCCCUAAAGGUGAAGUUGGAGCAACUGGUUCCAAGGGUGAAGCUGGCCCUACUGGUCCAAUGGGUGCCAUGGGUCCUCUGGGACCAAGAGGAAUGCCAGGAGAGAGAGGGAGACUUGGGCCACAGGGUGCUCCUGGACAACGAGGUGCACAUGGCAUGCCUGGAAAACCUGGGCCAAUGGGUCCUCUUGGGCUAGCUGGCUCCCCUGGUUUUCCAGGAAAUCCUGGAAUGAAGGGAGAAGCUGGUCCUACUGGGGCACGAGGCCCUGAAGGUCCUCAGGGACAAAGAGGUGAAACUGGGCCUCCAGGUCCAGUUGGCUCUCAAGGCCUUCCUGGCGCAAUAGGAACUGAUGGUACGCCUGGUGCCAAAGGCCCAACGGGCUCGCAGGGUACCUCUGGUCCUCCUGGCUCAGCAGGGCCUCCUGGAUCUCCUGGACCUCAGGGUAGCACUGGACCUCAGGGAAUUCGAGGCCAACCGGGUGAUCCAGGAGUUCCAGGUUUUAAAGGAGAAGCUGGCCCAAAAGGGGAACCAGGGCCACAUGGUAUUCAGGGUCCAAUAGGCCCACCUGGAGAAGAAGGCAAAAGAGGUCCCCGAGGUGACCCAGGAACAGUUGGUCCUCCAGGUCCAGUGGGGGAAAGGGGUGCACCUGGCAAUCGUGGGUUUCCAGGCUCAGAUGGUUUACCUGGACCAAAGGGUGCUCAAGGAGAACGGGGUCCUGUAGGUUCUUCAGGACCUAAAGGGGGCCAAGGAGAUCCAGGACGUCCUGGUGAACCUGGGCUUCCAGGUGCUCGGGGUCUGACAGGAAAUCCUGGAGUUCAGGGUCCCGAAGGAAAACUUGGACCAUUAGGUGCUCCAGGGGAAGAUGGCCGUCCAGGUCCUCCAGGCUCUGUAGGAAUCAGAGGGCAGCCUGGGAGUAUGGGCCUUCCAGGCCCGAAAGGUAGCAGUGGUGAUCUUGAAAAACCUGGAGAAGCAGCUUCUGGUCCCGUGGGCCCCCCGGGUCUGGCUGGGGAAAGAGGAGAACAGGGACCGCCAGGCCCCACUGGCUUUCAGGGGCUCCCUGGCCCUCCAGGGCCACCUGGGGAAGGUGGAAAGCCAGGUGAUCAGGGUGUUCCUGGAGAUCCCGGAGUGGUUGGCCCAUUAGGACCUAGAGGAGAACGAGGAAACCCUGGGGAAAGAGGAGAACCAGGAAUAACCGGGCUUCCUGGUGAGAAGGGAAUGGCUGGAGGACAUGGUCCUGAUGGUCCAAAAGGAAGCCCAGGUCCAACUGGAACCCCUGGAGAUACAGGCCCGCCAGGUCUUCAAGGUAUGCCAGGAGAAAGAGGUAUUGCAGGAACUCCUGGACCCAAGGGUGACAGAGGUGGCAUAGGAGAGAAAGGCGCCGAAGGCACAGCUGGAAAUGAUGGAGCACGAGGUCUUCCGGGUCCCUUGGGCCCUCCAGGUCCUGCCGGUCCCACUGGAGAAAAGGGCGAACCUGGUCCUCGAGGUUUAGUUGGCCCUCCUGGCUCCCGGGGCAAUCCUGGUUCUCGUGGUGAAAAUGGCCCGACAGGGGCUGUUGGUUUUGCUGGACCUCAGGGUCCUGAUGGGCAGCCUGGAGUAAAAGGUGAACCAGGAGAGCCAGGCCAGAAGGGCGAUGCUGGGUCUCCUGGACCACAAGGGCUGGCAGGAUCCCCUGGACCUCAUGGUCCUAAUGGUGUUCCUGGACUAAAAGGUGGUCGAGGAACUCAGGGUCCACCUGGUGCUACAGGAUUUCCUGGUUCUGCUGGCAGAGUUGGACCUCCAGGCCCUACUGGAGCUCCAGGACCUGCAGGGCCCUUAGGGGAGCCUGGGAAGGAGGGUCCUCCAGGUCUUCGUGGGGACCCUGGUUCUCAUGGACGAGUGGGAGAUCGAGGACCGGCUGGCCCUCCUGGUGGCCCAGGAGACAAAGGGGACCCAGGAGAAGAUGGGCAACCUGGUCCAGAUGGUCCCCCUGGUCCAGCUGGAACUACUGGGCAGAGAGGCAUUGUUGGCAUGCCUGGGCAGCGUGGAGAGCGAGGCAUGCCUGGCCUGCCAGGCCCGGCGGGCACACCAGGAAAAGUAGGGCCAACUGGCGCAACAGGAGAUAAAGGGCCUCCUGGACCUGUGGGACCCCCUGGCUCCAAUGGUCCUGUAGGAGAACCUGGACCAGAAGGUCCAGCUGGCAAUGAUGGAACGCCAGGGCGAGAUGGUGCUGUUGGAGAACGUGGUGAUCGUGGAGACCCUGGGCCUGCAGGUUUGCCAGGCUCUCAGGGUGCCCCUGGAACUCCAGGUCCUGUUGGUGCUCCAGGAGAUGCAGGACAAAGAGGAGAUCCGGGUUCUCGGGGUCCUAUCGGACCACCUGGUCGAGCUGGGAAACGUGGUUUACUUGGACCCCAAGGACCUCGCGGUGACAAAGGUGAUCAUGGAGACCGAGGUGACCGAGGUCAGAAGGGCCACAGAGGCUUCACUGGUCUUCAGGGCCUUCCUGGACCUCCUGGUCCAAAUGGUGAACAAGGCAGUGCUGGAAUUCCUGGACCAUUUGGACCAAGGGGUCCCCCAGGCCCAGUAGGUCCUUCAGGUAAAGAGGGAAACCCUGGACCACUUGGGCCGAUUGGACCUCCUGGUGUGCGGGGCAGUGUAGGAGAAGCAGGACCUGAGGGUCCUCCUGGUGAACCUGGUCCACCUGGGCCUCCGGGUCCUCCUGGCCACCUCACAGCUGCUCUUGGAGAUAUCAUGGGGCACUACGACGAGAGCAUGCCAGACCCACUCCCGGAAUUUACGGAAGACCAGGCGGCCCCUGAUGACAAAAACAAAACCGACCCAGGGGUCCAUGCUACCCUGAAGUCACUCAGUAGUCAGAUUGAAACCAUGCGUAGCCCUGAUGGUUCUAAAAAACAUCCAGCCCGGACUUGCGAUGACUUAAAGCUUUGUCAUUCUACAAAGCAGAGUGGUGAAUACUGGAUUGAUCCUAACCAGGGAUCUGUUGAAGAUGCAAUUAAAGUUUAUUGCAACAUGGAGACAGGAGAAACAUGUAUAUCAGCAAACCCAUCUAGUGUACCACGUAAAACCUGGUGGGCCAGCAAAUCUCCUGACCACAAGCCUGUUUGGUAUGGUCUGGAUAUGAAUAGAGGAUCUCAGUUUGUUUAUGGAGACCAUCGGUCGCCCAAUGCAGCCAUCACUCAGAUGACCUUCUUGCGCCUUUUGUCCAAAGAAGCCUCCCAGAACAUUACUUACAUCUGUAAAAACAGUGUAGGAUACAUGGAUGAUCAAGCUAAGAACCUCAAGAAAGCAGUGGUUCUUAAAGGAGCUAAUGACUUAGACAUCAAGGCAGAAGGAAACAUUAGAUUCAGAUAUAUAGUUCUCCAAGAUACUUGCUCCAAGCGAAAUGGAAAUGUGGGCAAGACUGUCUUUGAAUAUAGAACACAAAAUGUGGCACGCUUGCCCAUCAUAGAUCUUGCCCCUGUGGAUGUUGGCAACACAGACCAGGAAUUUGGCAUUGAAAUUGGACCAGUUUGUUUUGUGUAAAGUAAGCCAACAUACAUCAACAAUGAGCACCACCUUCAACGACCACCACCAUUCACAAGAACUUUGACUGUUUGAAGUUGAUCCUGAGACUCUUGAAGUAAUGGCUGAUCCUCUAUCAGCAUUGUAUAUAUCGUCUUAAGUGCCUGGCCUCCUUAUCCUUCAGAAUAUUUAUUUUACUUAUGGUCCUCAAGUUUUAAUUGAUUUAAAAUAUUUUUCAAUACAGCAGUUUGGGUUUAAGAUGACUGAUGACAAAGACCACCUUAAAAAGAAAGUAAAGUGAUUGAUUAAAUAAAUAAAUCUCCUUUCCCCCUCCUCCCCCAGUUUAUUUCAGUGUAAUGAAAAAGUUGCUUAGUAUUUAUGAGGAAAUUCUUCUUCUGGCAGGUAGCUUACAGAGUGGAAUAUAUACAACCACAACACAUGUUUAUUUUGCUUUGCCGCAGUUUGAAAAGUAGUGAAUAUCCUUUUGUGACCUCUCAUUCCCAGAGUAUCAAUUAAAAAAUGAAUUGAAAUGCUUAACUUUUUAGUUGAAACCCACAUUUGUGUCUUGGUAGUGUAAACUAUUGUAGAGACUAUUUAAAGAGAAUCUUAAAAAAAAAAAAAAUGCCAAUGUCUCACUGCCUUAAAUGAAACUUUAAUAAUGUAGAGUCAAUGGAAUUUCAGAA
Molecule: messenger RNA, 5313 nt
Organism: Tupaia belangeri chinensis (Chinese tree shrew)
Lineage: Eukaryota; Metazoa; Chordata; Mammalia; Scandentia; Tupaiidae
Gene: COL5A2
Product: collagen type V alpha 2 chain
Biological process (GO): extracellular matrix organization
Molecular function (GO): extracellular matrix structural constituent conferring tensile strength; protein binding
Source: RefSeq, a predicted model, not a curated record